Molecule: messenger RNA, 568 nt
Organism: Nannospalax galili (Upper Galilee mountains blind mole rat)
Lineage: Eukaryota; Metazoa; Chordata; Mammalia; Rodentia; Spalacidae
Product: histone H2A type 2-A
Exons: 1
Coding region: 60-452 (130 amino acids)
Cellular component (GO): nucleosome
Molecular function (GO): DNA binding; protein heterodimerization activity; structural constituent of chromatin
Source: RefSeq, a predicted model, not a curated record
UCCGUGACUUCUUUCGAGGUUGUCAGUUGUAAGCUAUCAUUGUUUUGUUCGUCGCUGUGAUGUCUGGUCGUGGCAAACAGGGGGGCAAGGCCCGAGCUAAGGCCAAGUCGCGCUCCUCUCGCGCUGGCCUGCAGUUCCCGGUGGGCCGCGUGCACCGCCUGCUGCGCAAGGGCAACUACGCGGAGCGUGUGGGCGCCGGCGCGCCGGUGUACAUGGCGGCCGUGCUGGAGUAUCUGACGGCCGAGAUCCUGGAGCUGGCGGGCAACGCGGCCCGCGACAACAAGAAGACUCGCAUCAUCCCGCGCCACCUGCAGCUGGCCAUCCGCAAUGAUGAGGAACUCAACAAGCUGCUGGGCAAAGUGACCAUCGCCCAGGGCGGCGUCCUGCCCAACAUCCAGGCUGUGCUGCUGCCCAAGAAGACCGAGAGCCACCACAAGGCAAAGGGCAAGUGAGGCUCCCGUGCUCCCCUCCCCCGCCCCAACCGCAACUCGAAGAACGGAACCCCGCAAAACCAAAGGCUCUUUUCAGAGCCACCCACUGUUUCAGAUUAAAGAGUUGUGACAUUAGA